Messenger RNA from Paramecium pentaurelia, 588 nucleotides. The record is from the annotation of a GenBank genome assembly. Lineage: Eukaryota; Ciliophora; Oligohymenophorea; Peniculida; Parameciidae.
GAUGUCAAAGUAAUUGAAUUAACAAAGAGAUAUUAAAAUAAGAGUAGAUAGUUUACCCUCAAUAGAAGUAGUAUCAAGUACAAAAUCUAAGAACCAAUUAAAAAGAAUCUUUAAACACUCAGAACUUCCAUUAGCCUCUUUUUAAUCUCCUUCUGACUCAACUAGAUAACAUAGGAAAUUAAAAAUAGAUAAUUCAGAUUAUGCUAUUGAAUCUAAAUAAAUAGUUUCAACAGCUAGAAAAUCUCCAUAAUUAUCCAAAUAUUAAUCUCCAUAGUUUUUUUCAAGAAAAAUGCAAUUUAGAAAUAAUUCUUUAAUAAAUUUAAACAUGGAAGUAGUCAAUCAAAUAAAGGAAACUCCUUUUAAAGACACAAAUUUAUUUUAGAUAAUUACUAAAAUAAGUUAAACUAUGAAUUAAUUACAUGAAUAUAAAAGUGAAAAAGCAAUUCUUUCUGCAGCAGAUAAAUUAAUUAAAUCUCAUAUUCGAUUUUAAGAGAUAGAAUGGAUUUUUAAGAAUUUUAAACUUAGAGAUUGGUAAUCUGUAGAUACUAUUCUUCUAAGGAUACUUUAAAAUUUUACUAUAAAUAAUGA